UCAAAAAAUUCAACUGAAUUAUUACUUUUAGAACAACGAAAGAAAGUACAUUCCACCGGCAGUAAGGGCCAAAUUAGAAGCUGAUGCAACUGGAGGUAAAAAUCAAGAAAAACUAAACAGGCUAAAACGUGAACUCAAAGGACUUAUUAACAGACUGGCAGAAGCAAAUAUGCAUAAAAUAGCUGUUAAAAUUGAGCAACUUUAUAUGGCGAAUAGUAGAAAUGAUAUGAAUCAUACUUUAACUAAUUUAAUAUUUGAAGCAUUAUUAUCGCCAGUAUUGACCCCAGAACGAUUUGUUAUCGAACAUAUAAUGUUAAUAACCAUUUUACAUGCCAACAUCGGUGUUGAAGUGGGUGCACAUUUUUUGCAAUGCUUGGUUAAAAAAUUUGAUGAAGUUUAUGACGCUGACGAACCCGCCGACAAUAAAAUCUUAGAAAAUAUUGUUCAAACGUUAUCACAUUUAUACAAUUUUAGGGUAUUUGAUGCCAAUUUACUUUAUGAAAUAUUGGAAAAAUUAAACACACGAUUUACUGAAAGAGAUAUAGAAUGUAUUUUGCUGGCUCUUAAAAGUGUAGGAUUCAGUCUUAGAAAAGAUAGUCCUCUAAAUUUAAAAAAUCUUAUAGUGAACAUUCAAAAACAGGCUGCUAAUAAUAGUGAAAUGUCUAAAGACGACCCUCGUGUUAAAUUUAUGUUGGACAUCCUCAUGGCAAUUAAGAACAAUAAUAUGACCAAAAUACCAAACUAUGAUCCAACGUAUGCCGAACAUUUAAAAAAAUUACUCAAAAAUUUCGUUCGAAAAGGUCUUUAUGUGUUUUCUCUAAAUAUUAGUUUGGAAGAUUUACUUAAAGCUGACGAACGAGGUAAAUGGUGGAUCGUGGGAUCCGCAUGGACAGGUAAGGAAACGGGUAGUGUCGCAAAUAAUCAACAGAAAGUGCAAACGAAUUUAUUUUCGCAAAAGCUCCUCGACCUCGCCAGGAAACAAAGGAUGAAUACCGAUACAAGAAGAAAUAUAUUUUGCAUAUUAAUGUCUGCUGAAGAUUAUUUGGACGCGUUUGAGAAACUUUUACAUUUAGGCUUAAAAAAUCAGCAGGAGCGAGAAAUUAUUCACGUGAUAGUGCACUGUUGUUUACAAGAAAAAAGUUUCAAUCCAUACUAUGCUCAUUUGGCUCAAAAGUUUUGCGACUAUGAUAGAAGAUUUCAGAUGAUAAUAAAAUAUUCAGUUUGGGAUAAAUUAAAGGCGUUGUCGGAAUGUUCAGGAGCUCAGCUUUCAAAUAUGGCCAAAUUGUUGAUGCAUUUAUUCUUAGAAAAAGGUCUUCCAAUUUCAACAUUAAAAAUAAUGCAAUUUAGUGAACUUGAUAAAAUAACUCUCCGUUUUGUAAGACAAAUACUUUUGGGUAUUUUAUUGUGCGAAGACUUAGAGCAGUGUCUUCAAGUAUUUGAGAAGGUGUCCCAAGGAGAAAAAUUGAAGUUGUUUAGAGAAAGCAUCAGACUUUUUAUAAAACACUUUUUGUUGAGGAAUUUGAAGGUCAAUAAUGUUUCUGACGAUCAGAAAAAUCUCCUUGAAGAAAGAGCUAAUCUAAUUGAUAAAAUGUUAAGCCAACAUGAUAGAAAAAUUCGAUUCUAGCAUUCUAGGUGUAUAUAUGUAUGUUGUAUAUAUUUACCCAUAUUAAUAGUAA
Agrilus planipennis (emerald ash borer) is the source of this 1676-nucleotide messenger RNA. Its product is annotated as nucleolar MIF4G domain-containing protein 1 homolog. Gene Ontology annotation, cellular component: nucleolus. The coding region runs from base 170 to 1624 and encodes 484 amino acids. The transcript has 9 exons. Gene Ontology annotation, biological process: ribosomal small subunit biogenesis. NCBI's taxonomy places the organism in Eukaryota, Metazoa, Arthropoda, Insecta, Coleoptera, Buprestidae. Gene Ontology annotation, molecular function: protein binding; RNA binding. The record is from RefSeq and is a predicted model, not a curated record.